UACUAAAAAAUUGCUACCAAACGAAGCGGAUUCUAUUUUAUUAAACGAAUUUCAAAUUUUUUCAUUUCUAUUAGCUGUGAACGUUGAUAUUAAUAUUGAUAAUAGUCUAAACAAUUGUAAACAUCUGGUUUACAGACGCAGUGUAUACUCAAGAACUUGUGAGGUAUCAAAAUGACCUCGUAUAUUGAUAUGAGUUUGGAAGAUAUCAUACAGAAAAAGAAACGAGAAAAUGUGAAAUCGAAAAAUACGGCGCAACUAGGGAAAGGUAAAAAUGUAAUGCCGAGACCCAAAAUUCCAAUUACUGACGCUAGAAACAAAAUAAUACAUAAAAAAAGAACUCAAAUAGUAGAUGCUAGAGAAAAGUUGGCUGAACUGGCUAAACAGAAGGAUGCCAGAUUAAAAAUAGAACAAAUGAGAUUAAAGCGGCUGUCAUCUCAACAGAAACCUAGAAAUAUGUAUCAGCAUCGCAACAAAUUUUUGAGGACAGUCCAAAAUAAGGAACGGCUGUUCAUUGACCCAUCAAGACAAGUGGUUUCUCAGCCUUUGGCCACUGCCAGAAACAUCUCUAAACAUCUAAACUUACACUCCAGGCGGUUUAAUGAACCAAUUCCCAUACAGGCAAAAUUGUCUGGAAUUACCAGACCUCAACCCAUCCUGAGAACUGUUGAAAAUGAUAUUGAAGUCAUUGAUGAUCCCAUGGGAGAUGAGUAUAUUCCUCCAAAAAGAACAUUAUCAUCCAACCGUAAAGCCAGCUUGCAGCUAAAAAUAAUUGCUCAUAAUAAUGAUCCUUUGGAAAAAAGGACUGCUGUUUACAGAUCUGCUGUACCAGAAAAAGAAAAAAGUCCACCCAGGCCUCCAUCAAUCCUGAAAAAAAGACCAAUGGCAGCUUUACGAACUGAUACCGUUGAAAAGAAAACAGAAAAACCUGUAUUAGAGUACAGGAUUAUAGUCAGUAACUUACGCAACACUGUUACCAGUGGAGAUAUAGAGGAGUUAUUUGGCGAUGUAGGCGGCAUGGCGGAAUCGCGGUUAGUGCGGCCUGGCACUGCUGAAGUUAUAUACAAAACGCAAGAGGACGCCCAGCGGGCUGUGGACCUGUACCACAACAGGCAGCUCGACGGCCAACCGAUGAACUGUCUUCUGGUCACUCCACGUGCCAAUGCCCCACCACCAACAAGGAGCAGUUCAAAGCCGGCCCUAUACAGCACUAACUCCAAUGUGGAACCGGAUAUAUCAACUUUCCACAAAGUGUUAUUCAGUAAUUUGUAAUAGGUUGCAUGUGGGGAAUAUGUAAAUUUUAAAUUAUCAGUUACUCAAACCAUUUAUCAUCAUAACUAAUAAGUAUUCAUAGUAUAAAGUAAAUGUAUAAAAUGGUUCUCUUUCUCUAUUCAAGAAAAUAUAGUAGUAAUUAAGAAAUGUAUUGAAAAAAAAAAUUCAAGUUGUUUUAGGUGCAGUCUUACAAAGUAAAUAAAUUAAAAUAUUGUGCAUAUUCCCUAUUAUGCCCGUCAUUCACUAGGGUGGAAUCGAGUCCCAAUGCUUUACUCCCACAUAUUUGUGUUUGUUUUUUUUUGUAUUGCUAAAUUACAAUGUAUGUUUAGGGAAGUAAAGUAAAUGGACUUGAUUCUGUGCCCCAAUGAAUGCCAUCAUUUAUGAUAAGAGGUACGUCGAAUUUUAUGUAUAUCAAGUAAUUUGACAUUAGAUCAGGAUUCAAAGAAUAUUUCCAUAUAAAUUGUCAUUGUGGUUUCCAUACGAUUGACAUAACAGGUAUACCCAUUAAAACCACACAGGAUCUCUACUACUGUAACAAUAAUAUCUCUAAUCUGUGCAACGUGUGCACAUAAGUUUUACUAGCGGCUCUACUCCUAAGGCACCAUCGCGAUCGUAUUGAUCGUAUAGCUCGUCGCAUCAUCGCAUCAUGUUAAGACGAUUGGUGACCGGAGUAACAUUACUAAAUGACCAAUAGAUGGCGUGAACAUGAAUUUCUAGGGUUUCUAUUGGUAUAUGGGUAUUUAUUUUAAUUCCUCCGAUCACCAUAUUAUCAUAAAUACAGGACGCGGCGGCACAUUAACCUAGAUGUCAUCAUAAAACGGUAUUAACACCUUUAAAGGUGCUGUUUUGCAAAUAAUUUGACCUAUAACACAUAACUGACUCAGUGCCUGAGGUAUGGGAGCGGUACGGGAGGGGUAACA
Ostrinia furnacalis (Asian corn borer) is the source of this 2189-nucleotide messenger RNA. RefSeq names its product polymerase delta interacting protein 3 (gene Poldip3). Gene Ontology annotation, molecular function: mRNA binding. The record is from RefSeq and is a predicted model, not a curated record. Gene Ontology annotation, cellular component: nucleus. Lineage: Eukaryota; Metazoa; Arthropoda; Insecta; Lepidoptera; Crambidae. The transcript is spliced from 8 exons. Bases 172 to 1269 code for a protein of 365 amino acids. Gene Ontology annotation, biological process: mRNA export from nucleus.